Molecule: messenger RNA, 4575 nt
Organism: Miniopterus natalensis
Lineage: Eukaryota; Metazoa; Chordata; Mammalia; Chiroptera; Miniopteridae
Source: RefSeq, a predicted model, not a curated record
AUGAGUUUCACCGUGCACUCGGUGUUCUUCACCCUGAAGGUGAGCGUCCUGCUGGGGUCCCUGCUGGGGCUCUGCCUGGGCCUGGAAUUCAUGGGCCUGCCCAACCAGUGGGCCCGCUACCUCCGCUGGGAUGCCAGCACGCGCAGCGACCUGAGCUUCCAGUUCAAGACCAACGUCUCCUCGGGGCUGCUCCUCUACCUGGACGACGGCGGCGUCUGCGACUUCCUCUGCCUCUCCCUGGUGGAUGGCCGCGUGCAGCUCCGCCUCAGCAUGGACUGCACCGAGACCACCGUGCUGUCCGACAAGCAGGUGAACGACAGCGGCUGGCACUUCCUCAUGGUGAGCCGCGACCGCCUGAGCACGCUGCUGGUGCUGGAUGGCGAGGGCCGGUCUGGGGAGCUGCAGCCCCAGCGGCCCUACAUGGAUGUGGUCAGUGACUUGUUCCUGGGCGGAGUUCCCGCAGACAUACGACCUUCUGCCCUGACCCUAGAGGGAGUACAGGCCAUGCCCGGCUUCAAGGGAUUAAUCCUAGAUCUCAAGUACGGCAACUCAGAGCCUCGGCUUCUGGGCAGCCAGGGCGUCCAGUUGGAUGCCGAGGGACCCUGCGGUGACCGUCCCUGUGAGAAUGGAGGGAUCUGCUUUCUCCUGGAUGGCCAUCCCACCUGUGACUGUUCUACCACCGGCUAUGGUGGCAAGCUCUGUUCAGAAGGAGUGCCCCUGGGUCUCUGCUGCUUCUUGCCUCUACUGGUUCAUGACAAAUUGGAGGGCAAAGGAUGCUGUGUAAACAGCUGUAAAAAUGUAACAGAGAAAAACAAUAAAAUCCUAGGGCUGGCUCACGUAUUACUGGGAGACAGAGGCCAAAGCCAGGGACACAAUCGAGAGGAGAACGUGGCCACCUUCCGGGGCUCCGAGUACCUGUGCUACGACCUGUCUCAGAACCCCAUCCAGAGCAGCAGCGACGAAAUCACCCUCUCCUUCAAGACCUGGCAGCGCAACGGGCUCAUCCUGCACACGGGCAAGUCGGCCGACUAUGUCAACCUGGCUCUGAAGGAUGGCGCGGUCUCCUUGGUCAUUAACCUGGGGUCCGGGGCCUUUGAGGCCAUCGUGGAGCCAGUGAACGGAAAAUUCAACGACAACGCCUGGCACGACGUGAAAGUGACUCGCAACCUCCGGCAGCACUCAGGCAUCGGACACGCUAUGGUAAACAAACUCCAUUGUCUGGUGACAAUCUCUGUGGAUGGCAUCCUUACCACGACGGGCUACACUCAAGAGGACUACACCAUGCUGGGCUCGGAUGACUUCUUCUAUGUGGGAGGAAGCCCCAGUACUGCUGACUUGCCAGGCUCACCCGUCAGCAACAACUUCAUGGGCUGCCUCAAAGAGGUUGUUUAUAAGAAUAAUGACAUCCGUCUGGAGCUGUCUCGCCUGGCCCGGAUUGGGGACACCAAGAUGAAAAUCUAUGGUGAAGUUGUAUUCAAGUGUGAGAAUGUGGCCACGCUGGACCCCAUCAACUUCGAGACCCCAGAGGCUUACAUAAGCUUGCCCAAAUGGAACACCAAGCGCAUGGGUUCCAUCUCCUUUGACUUCCGCACCACAGAGCCCAAUGGCCUGAUCCUCUUCACUCAUGGCAAGCCCCAAGAGAGGAAGGAUGUUCGGAGCCAGAAGAACACCAAGGUGGACUUCUUUGCCGUGGAACUCCUUGAUGGCAACCUGUACUUGCUGCUUGACAUGGGCUCUGGCACCAUCAAAGUGAAAGCCACUCAGAAGAAAGCCAACGAUGGGGAAUGGUACCACGUGGACAUUCAGCGAGAUGGCAGAUCAGGUACCAUAUCAGUGAACAGCAGGCGCACGCCUUUCACCGCCAGCGGGGAGAGCGAGAUCCUGGACCUGGAGGGGGACAUGUACCUGGGCGGGCUGCCCGAGAGCCGCGCCGGCCUCAUCCUGCCCACGGAGCUCUGGACGGCCAUGCUCAACUACGGCUACGUGGGCUGCAUCCGCGACCUGUUCAUCGACGGGCGCAGCAAGAACAUCCGGCAGCUGGCCGAGCUGCAGAACGCCGCGGGCGUCAAGUCCUCCUGCUCCCGCACCAGCGCCAAGCAGUGCGACAGCUACCCCUGCAAGAACAACGCCGUGUGCAAGGACGGCUGGAACCGCUUCAUCUGCGACUGCACGGGCACCGGCUACUGGGGGCGAACCUGCGAGAGGGAGGCGUCCAUCCUGAGCUACGAUGGCAGCAUGUACAUGAAGAUCAUCAUGCCCAUGGUCAUGCACACGGAGGCCGAGGACGUGUCCUUCCGCUUCAUGUCCCAGCGCGCUUACGGGCUGCUGGUGGCCACUACCUCCAGGGACUCUGCCGACACCCUGCGCUUGGAGCUGGAUGGGGGACGCGUCAAGCUCAUGGUUAACUUAGACUGUAUCAGGAUAAACUGUAACUCCAGCAAAGGACCCGAGACCCUGUAUGCGGGGCAGAAGCUCAACGACAACGAGUGGCACACCGUUCGGGUGGUGCGGAGAGGAAAGAGCCUUAAGUUAACUGUGGACGAUGAUGUAGCCGAGGGUACGAUGCUGGGAGAUCAUACCCGCCUGGAAUUCCACAACAUUGAAACUGGGAUCAUGACCGAGAAGCGUUACAUCUCCGUGGUCCCCUCCAGCUUCAUUGGCCACUUGCAGAGCCUCAUGUUCAAUGGCCUGCUCUACAUUGACUUGUGCAAAAACGGCGACAUUGACUACUGUGAACUGAAGGCUCGUUUUGGACUGAGGAACAUCAUCGCUGACCCGGUCACCUUCAAGACCAAGAGCAGCUACCUGAGCCUGGCCACCCUGCAGGCCUACACCUCCAUGCACCUCUUCUUCCAGUUCAAGACCACCUCGGCGGACGGCUUCAUUCUCUUCAACAGUGGCGAUGGCAACGACUUCAUCGCAGUUGAGCUAGUCAAGGGGUACAUUCACUAUGUGUUUGACCUUGGAAAUGGCCCCAAUGUGAUCAAAGGCAACAGUGACCGCCCCCUGAAUGACAACCAGUGGCACAAUGUCGUCAUCACCCGGGACAAUAGCAACACUCACAGCCUGAAAGUGGACACGAAGGUGGUCACUCAGGUUAUCAAUGGUGCCAAAAAUCUGGAUUUGAAAGGUGACCUCUACAUGGCGGGUCUGGCCCAAGGCAUGUACAGCAACCUCCCAAAGCUCGUGGCCUCCCGGGAUGGCUUUCAGGGCUGUCUGGCAUCAGUGGACUUGAACGGGCGCCUGCCAGACCUCAUCAAUGAUGCCCUCCAUCGGAGUGGACAGAUCGAGCGUGGCUGUGAAGGACCCAGUACCACCUGCCAGGAAGACUCAUGCGCCAACCAGGGGGUCUGCAUGCAGCAGUGGGAGGGCUUCACCUGCGACUGUUCCAUGACCUCGUAUUCUGGAAACCAGUGCAAUGACCCUGGCGCCACCUACAUCUUUGGGAAGAGCGGAGGCCUCAUCCUCUACACCUGGCCGGCCAACGACAGGCCCAGCACGCGCUCGGACCGCCUGGCCGUGGGCUUCAGCACCACCGUGAAGGAUGGCAUCCUGGUUCGCAUCGACAGCGCCCCGGGCCUCGGUGACUUCCUCCAGCUUCACAUAGAACAGGGGAAAAUUGGCGUUGUCUUCAAUAUCGGCACAGUCGACAUCUCCAUCAAAGAGGAGAGAACCCCAGUAAAUGACGGUAAAUACCACGUGGUGCGCUUCACUCGGAACGGAGGCAACGCCACGCUGCAGGUGGACAACUGGCCCGUGAACGAGCAUUACCCCACAGGCAACACUGAUAAUGAACGCUUCCAAAUGGUAAAACAGAAAAUCCCCUUCAAAUAUAACCGGCCCGUAGAGGAGUGGCUGCAGGAAAAAGGCCGGCAGUUAACCAUCUUCAACACCCAGGCGCAAAUAGCCAUUGGUGGAAAGGACAAAGGACGCCUCUUCCAAGGCCAGCUCUCUGGGCUCUAUUAUGAUGGUUUGAAAGUACUGAACAUGGCGGCUGAGAACAACCCCAAUAUUAAAAUCAAUGGAAGUGUCCGGCUGGUGGGAGAAGUCCCAUCAAUCUUGGGAACAACCCAGACGACCGCCAUGCCACCAGAGAUGUCUACUACUGUCAUGGAAACCACCACGACAAUGGCUACUACCACAACCCGAAGGGGCCCUCCGCCGGGCACUCCACCCAUCUCUGAACCCACGUCAGAUGACCUUGUAUCAUCUGCUGAAUGUUCAAGCGACGAUGAAGACUUUGUUGAAUGUGAACCGAGUACAGGUAGGUUAGCAAACCCCACGGAGCCGGGAGUGCGACGCGUCCCGGGCGCCUCGGAGGUGAUCCGGGAGUCGAGCAGCACCACGGGGAUGGUCGUCGGCAUAGUGGCCGCCGCCGCGCUCUGCAUCCUCAUCCUCCUGUACGCCAUGUACAAGUACAGGAACAGGGACGAGGGCUCCUACCAGGUGGACGAGACGCGCAACUACAUCAGCAACUCGGCCCAGAGCAACGGCUCGCUGCUCAAGGACAAGCAGCCGAGCUCCAAGGGCGGCCACAAGAAGCAGAGGAACAAGGACCGCGAGUACUACGUGUAG